This is a messenger RNA of Triticum urartu, 932 nucleotides long. NCBI's taxonomy places the organism in Eukaryota, Viridiplantae, Streptophyta, Magnoliopsida, Poales, Poaceae. The record is from RefSeq and is a predicted model, not a curated record.
GUCCACCCCACACCACACCGGCACACCGACCCCGAUCGACCCCCACCCCACCAAACUCUCUCUCUCUCUCUCUCAUCUCAUCCACAACUGCCGCCGCACUCAUCCGCCCGGCAAUCCCACCGGCCGGCGCCCUCCGCCCUCAUUCCCUCCACCUUCCCCCACCUUCUAUCCAUCUAUAUGCCCCUAGACUAGAUCGAGCAGGCAGGCGCCAUCAGAUCGGGACUGGUCAUGCCCAUGGCGGGGCAUCUGGAUCUGCGCCGCCGUCGAUCCAGGACGCGAGGCUCCUUCUCCAAAUCCACGCCAAGGGUGACGAGGAAUGAGGGGGCUUCCUCCCCGCGCUCUCUCCCGGGACGCCGCCAUCCAUGCCAUCGAGCUCCGACCCCGCCGCUGCCGACAUCUCCGACCCAUGACGAGCAGCUCAGUCAAGGUAUCACCUCUCUCUCUCUCUCUAAUCGCAUCUGAUCUGGGCUUCUCUUGUAGACAGAUGUGCGGCAGGGGAGAAAAGGAAGAUUGGGAUGCCGGCAUCAUCUCUGGACGCCGCUGUGCUUCUGCUACUGCUGCAACCCUAGCUAGCACCGACGACGUCAUGGAGCAAGUCAAGACGCAGCAUCUUCACUUCUUUCCUUGCACAUUCCUGUUAAGGAAGCAAAGAAAUCUUGGGUUUAGAAAUGGGAGAAGCACAUAAGGGAGAAGAAGAUGAUUGCAAGGAUGGAGAGGGAGCAAAUCAUUUGGAGGGAUAGAAUGCCACUGUUUGGUGUUUUUAUGCAUUUUUGUUUGCUUUCAACUGUGUUUGCACUAGCUGGGAAUAGGUGACUAGGCAAUAAGUGUAGAUCUAUGGAUAUGCUCUAAUGCUCCUGGUUUAUAAAUCUUUGAUUUGGAAUGAUGUGUAAUGCUGCUGGUUUAUUACAAAUCUGGGCUUGUUUUAGUUGUUA